Saccharomyces kudriavzevii IFO 1802 is the source of this 915-nucleotide messenger RNA. It is a transcript of the gene SLX1, whose product is annotated as endonuclease. Gene Ontology annotation, biological process: double-strand break repair via homologous recombination. The coding region runs from base 1 to 915 and encodes 304 amino acids. The transcript has a single exon. Gene Ontology annotation, molecular function: crossover junction DNA endonuclease activity; 5'-flap endonuclease activity. NCBI's taxonomy places the organism in Eukaryota, Fungi, Ascomycota, Saccharomycetes, Saccharomycetales, Saccharomycetaceae. The record is from RefSeq and is a predicted model, not a curated record. Gene Ontology annotation, cellular component: Slx1-Slx4 complex.
AUGUCACAGAAAAUACAGCAGCAUCAGUUUCCUCAUUUUUAUUGUUGUUAUCUCCUACAAUCGAUCAACAAGAGGCAGUCAUUCUACAUAGGGUCAACUCCAAACCCAAUACGACGUUUGAGGCAGCAUAAUGGGAAGCUUACGGUUGGGGGGGCUUAUCGAACUAAACGCGAUGGAUCAAGGCCUUGGGAAAUGAUAAUGAUCGUGCAAGGCUUUCCAAGUAAGAUUGCAGCAUUGCAAUUUGAACAUGCAUGGCAGCAUGGAUAUCAAACGCAUUACAUUGCUGAGAAGGAUCGAAUAGUGAAACAUAAAGCGGGUGGGAGAACCUUGCACCAUAAAGUUGCAUUGAUGAAAUUACUACUAAAACAUGAAUUCUUUCAAAGAAUGAACUUAACUGUCGAAAUGUUCAAUUUGAAAGGGUCGCAAAUUUGGGAGCAAGAUAAGUUUAGGAUUGAAAGUGAAAGUUUCAGGAUAAACAUGCGAACAUGUGAAAAUGCUCUUGAAGAACCGAAAGGAAACACUGUAGACGAUCUCAUGGAUCAUAGUGAUGAGAACUUAAAACUGGUAGAGAAAGUUUACACUAGCGUUCUAAGAAGCGAAAAGGAAACAUUCCAACUUUUUGAAAGGAAAUUGACCGAAGGAGUAAUACGAUGUGGAAUUUGUGAAAAGGAAAUUGACUACACAUCAGAAGAACCAAUCUCGAAACCAUUUGUUGCACUUUGCAAUAAUGAAAAUUGUCAUCAAAUUAGUCAUUUGAAAUGUCUUCACAGAUAUUUUAUAGACGAUGAACAGUUAGUCGUGGGAAAAAGAAACCUGAUACCUAAAAGUGGAAGAUGCCCCGGUUGUGAUAAAAUUUGGCAAUGGACGACACUGGCUAAAUUCUCUACAAGAAUGAAGGUAGCAUACGGGAAGUAA